AGGCGUUUCCACGCUUGGCUGCCGGCUCGCCGCUCAGACUCGGCGUCGAGAGCAGUCACGACCGUCCUCAGCACGGUGUGUCCACGUCACGGUCGUUUUUUUCCCACGCUGAGGACCCCCCCUCCCCUCCUCCCUCUUCAUCAUUGUCAUCACCACCGCUGUGACAUCGAGCGACUGGACUUUAUAUUUUUUAACUCCCCCCCACACACGUACACACACUUACACACACAUUCAUACAUACACACUUUUUUUGUCUGCCCCGGUUCCGGCUCUAAUUGUUCCACGUCUUUCCUCGCUAUGGCGGCGGAGUACAGCUCUCUGCUCAGCGACCUGUCUGAAAACAUCACCAACGAGGACCUGGAACAGCUGAAGUCUGCCUGCAAGGAAGACAUCCCAGAAGACCAGAGCAACGUCAUCACGUCCUCCAAGGAAUGGUUCAGCUACCUGGAGAAAAACGACAAGCUGGCCCAGGACAACCUGUCCUACAUCGAACAUAUCUUUGAGAUAUCGCGGCGGCCCGACCUGCUGACUCGUGUCAUCGAGUACCGCACUACUGUGCUGAAGAUUUCCGAGGACGACGAGAUAGACACCAAGCUGACACGCAUCCCCUCGGCUAAGAAGUACAAAGACAUAAUCCGCCAGCCAUCUGAAGACGAGAUCAUCAAAUUGGCCCCUCCCCCUAAGAAGGCGUGAAGUUUGCUGCCCGUUACCUGUUACACCCACCGACUCCUUCACUCCGCCUCUCCAGUCAAUCAACUGACUGACCGGUUCCAAUCUGCUAAAACCUCACCCCUGCUCUUGUGCCCUUACACACACACACACACACACACACACACACACACCAAUUAUAACCAAUCAGCAACCAAUAAAAAUGUUAUGAUUAUUUCUGCAGUCAGUGCUCAGUGGUGUCACCCACCACCGAGGUUCCUGUCAUAGGUCAGGUUCUGAAUGCUGACUCAAGAUGGUUCCGAGCUGUACUUUUUCCUGUGCAAGUUCCCAUCUGCUUGUGUCAUCUGGGGCCUGCCGUUGGCUGGAACCUUGAUUGAAACAAAAAAGUCCAAACAAACCCGACGCUUGCAAGACUGUUGAAGCCUAAUUGACACUGUGUCUCCGCCCCCUUGCGACAAAGCCUUAGUAUUCCAUCAGCCACCCAUAACCACCCAUCUCCUCCAAUGUUUUUAUUUUAAAGCGACUUUUAUUGUGAAAUGUGCUCCACCCCACGUAGAGGCUUUUUCCUUUUUUUGUGCAUCAGCUGUUGUGAAUGUUAAGUCUCGCAACCUCUAAUUUAUGAUAACUUUUGUUCACCACCACUGUCGCCAUUGUGUAGGUGUUAUUUUGUACAUGGAUCGCAUGAUCGUUCAGGUUCGCAUAAUAAGAUCAUGCGCUAAAUCCUCAUAUCAUUUGACUUAUCUUGGUGAAUCCUGGAAGGGGGCAGCAUGUUGCAUUGCAGUUAAGGUUGAAAAAUAAGUUGCUAUAUUUGUUCAGCAUGAGUUUACUAUUUGGUGAUAUGCCCCUAAUAAACUUCCACAGUCCAAAAAGUGGAGCAUGCCCGCUUAUUUGCUUACAUGCUGUCAGUGUUCCAAAUAGCACUUUAAACUACUAUACUACUAUUAAUACUAACUUGGGUGUGGCAUACAGCUGCAUUCAAGAGCCUGUUGGUAAUUCAGAAACAUCUUACUUACUGACAAUAAAAAAAUCCCAUUUAAAAAUAAAUGAACUCUUGGAGAGUCUUCCAGUGCAUAUUUCCUAGAUGCAGACUGGAGUUGUCAGACUUUCCAAUGUUCUUGAAUGCAGCAUGUGUCUCACAUGUAAACUUUUGGCCUUCAGUUUUGGAUUGUGGUGGCCAUCUUUGUCAUUAUUACUUCACCUUCCAUUUCUCGUACAUGCUUUGAUUUUUUUAAGGCAGCCUUUUGUGUGAGUGUGACUUUUGUUACUUCCGAUUCUGUUUUGCAACACCUCGUGUGCACGGUCACUCUUCUUCUUUGCACACAAGAUUGCAAACUCUCUCCGCUCUUGUUUGUGAUGUUGCCGCGCCCCCCUGCAGCUUUGCGGUAUCCAUGGUAACGCAGACGUCGACGAUGAGGCACAUAGCAGAACAACAUAUCAGUGAAAUGAUGUCAUGUGUUGAUUUUUCCACAGCAAAGUACAUAUCAACUUAAAAGAGGUAUUGACAAAUGGAAACUGAGAGGCGAAUAUUUUAGUGAUUAAAUGUCAUUUGUGCUUAAAGACUGUUUUACGUGUUUCUUUUCCAUUUUAUUUUAAGAUGUAAAUAUGUAUUUUGAAUAUCAACCACUGUAUUAAUUUGAUAGAAUUAAUUUAUUUAAUGCCAAUAUAUUGUUGUUUUUAUGUGCCCUGAUGUUGUUUGACUAACUGGCAGUGCUGUGACUAAACCAUACAUGUUACAAAAGUGUUUUUUGUUGACAGUCACCGCUUGUAAGAAUACUUUUUAAUGAGAGAUACUGAGGUUUGGCUAAGAGACGUGUUGGACGUUCGUGUAUGUUGUACAGCGUUCCACACUAUGGAUUCCUAACAAAGAAUGAGAGGAACGUGUCUGUUGAUGGUUCUAGAGUUUGCAUGAUGCCAUUAAGCUGUUGAAGGAGGAAGUCAUUCCAGAUUGUUGUUUUUUUUCCAGUAAAAUGUUUAUUUCCAACAAGCGUGAAGUUGCUGCUUGUUGACAUGAUUGAAAUAAGAGUCAAAUGUAAUGCCAUUUUGUCAUUGUGCUACAAUGAAAUUAAAUAUUAUAUUUAAAUAUAUUUGCUAACCUACAA
Messenger RNA from Nerophis ophidion (straightnose pipefish), 2768 nucleotides. RefSeq names its product astrocytic phosphoprotein PEA-15. The record is from RefSeq and is a predicted model, not a curated record. The coding region runs from base 298 to 693 and encodes 131 amino acids. Lineage: Eukaryota; Metazoa; Chordata; Actinopteri; Syngnathiformes; Syngnathidae. Gene Ontology annotation, molecular function: protein binding. Gene Ontology annotation, biological process: regulation of apoptotic process; MAPK cascade. The transcript is spliced from 4 exons.